CUGGAGGGCGUGAAGGGGGUGUGGCCAGGCUGGGCUGUCAGCUCUUAAAGGGGCCGCCGCGCUGGUCGCGGGAGGCGGCACCUGGAGCCAGCGCGGGAUCCUCAGCAGGCACCAUGGCGGAGAAGGUGCUGGUCACGGGUGGGGCUGGCUACAUCGGCAGCCACACAGUACUGGAGCUGCUGGAGGCUGGCUACUCACCCGUGGUCAUUGACAACUUCCAUAACGCCAUUCGUGGAGGGGACUCCAUGCCCGAGAGCCUGCGGCGGGUCCAGGAACUGACCGGCCGCUCUGUGGAGUUUGAGGAGAUGGACAUCUUGGACCAGGCAGCCCUACAGCAACUCUUUAAGAAGCACAGCUUUAAGGCCGUCAUCCACUUUGCUGGGCUGAAGGCCGUGGGCGAGUCAGUGCAGAAGCCUCUGGAUUAUUACAGAGUUAACCUAACAGGGACCAUCCAGCUCUUGGAGAUCAUGAGGGCCCACGGGGUGAAGAAUCUGGUGUUCAGCAGCUCAGCCACCGUGUACGGGAACCCCCAGUACCUGCCUCUGGACGAGGCCCACCCCACUGGGGGCUGUACCAACCCCUAUGGAAAGUCCAAGUUCUUCAUCGAGGAGAUGAUCCGGGACCUGUGCCGGGCGGACACGGCCUGGAACGCGGUGCUGCUUCGGUACUUCAACCCCACGGGCGCCCAUGCCUCCGGCCGCAUUGGCGAGGAUCCCCAGGGCAUCCCCAACAACCUCAUGCCCUAUGUCUCCCAGGUGGCAAUUGGGCGACGAGAGGCCCUGAAUGUCUUUGGUGACGACUAUGCUACGGAGGAUGGGACAGGGGUAAGGGAUUACAUUCAUGUGGUGGAUCUGGCGAAGGGCCACAUAGCAGCCUUGAAGAAGCUGAAGGAGCAAUGUGGUUGUCGGACCUACAACCUGGGCACAGGGACAGGCUACUCCGUCCUGCAGAUGGUCCACGCCAUGGAGAAGGCUUCAGGGAAGAAGAUCCCCUACAAGGUGGUGGCACGGCGGGAAGGGGACGUGGCAGCCUGUUACGCCAACCCCAGCCUGGCCCAUGAGGAGCUGGGCUGGACAGCAGCCUUGGGGCUGGACAGGAUGUGUGAAGAUCUAUGGCGCUGGCAGAAGCAGAACCCUUCAGGCUUUGGGGCCCAGGCCUGAGGACCUCCUUACCAUGGACCAGAAAAGGAAGAGGAGCAGCUGCCUGCUCUCCAGCCUCCACAG
Messenger RNA from Peromyscus eremicus (cactus mouse), 1223 nucleotides. RefSeq names its product UDP-galactose-4-epimerase (gene Gale). Lineage: Eukaryota; Metazoa; Chordata; Mammalia; Rodentia; Cricetidae. Gene Ontology annotation, molecular function: UDP-glucose 4-epimerase activity. Gene Ontology annotation, cellular component: cytosol. The coding region runs from base 114 to 1160 and encodes 348 amino acids. Gene Ontology annotation, biological process: beta-D-galactose catabolic process via UDP-galactose, Leloir pathway. The record is from RefSeq and is a predicted model, not a curated record. The transcript has 11 exons.